Messenger RNA from Copidosoma floridanum, 2240 nucleotides. It is a transcript of the gene Eno, whose product is annotated as alpha-enolase. Gene Ontology annotation, molecular function: phosphopyruvate hydratase activity; magnesium ion binding. The record is from RefSeq and is a predicted model, not a curated record. Gene Ontology annotation, cellular component: phosphopyruvate hydratase complex. Gene Ontology annotation, biological process: glycolytic process. NCBI's taxonomy places the organism in Eukaryota, Metazoa, Arthropoda, Insecta, Hymenoptera, Encyrtidae.
UGAACGUCCGCUGCCGGUGAGACUCUGUUUGAGGAUAUUUAUUUAGUGAAUAAAAGCUCUCGAUCCACGUGUUCGAAGUGACGAAAAAAUCUACUGUGCUCUCAUCACGGAGCUCCUGUGUUGGGGCACAGGCACUUAGUGUCCGAUUUGUCGACGGAUAAACUGCCCAAGAUCGUAUAGACCAGGGAAGCUGGUGCAGCCCAUUGAUGUGUAACUGACCUCCAGAGCGGAGCUUGGCCAAAGGUUACAUGCAAAACUGCAGAGGCUUCCGCGUAUACACACUCUGCGCUGUGUUUCCCGAUGACCUUGCCAAGGUCAUUUUUAUCUGCCGGGGCGACUUUGACGGUAACUUUCAAGCGAUACUUACACGCCACCAUGCCCAUCCAAAGCAUCAAGGCCCGCCAGAUCUAUGACUCCCGUGGCAACCCCACCGUCGAGGUUGAUCUCAUCACGGAAAAUGGACUUUUCCGUGCUGCAGUGCCCUCGGGAGCAUCCACCGGUGUCCAUGAGGCACUUGAGAUGAGGGACAACGACAAGGACCAGUACCAUGGCAAGUCAGUCUUCAAGGCUAUCAGAAACGUCAACGAAGUAAUUGCCCCUGAACUGUUAAAGGCCGGACUCGAAGUUACUCAGCAAAAAGACAUUGACAACUUAAUGCUGAAACUCGAUGGUACAGCAAACAAGUCAAAGCUUGGUGCUAAUGCUAUCUUGGGUGUCUCUUUGGCCGUUUGCAAAGCCGGAGCAGCCAAAAAGGGGAUGCCACUGUACAAAUACAUUGCCGAGUUGGCUGGAAACACAAACAUUGUUCUCCCUACACCUGCAUUCAAUGUCAUCAAUGGUGGUUCCCAUGCUGGCAACAAGCUCGCUAUGCAGGAAUUCAUGAUCCUGCCAACUGGCGCUUCAAACUUCACUGAGGCCAUGAAAAUGGGCAGUGAAGUUUACCACCACUUGAAGAAUGGUAUCAAGAAGAAGUUUGGUCUUGAUGCUACUGCUGUUGGUGAUGAGGGUGGCUUUGCUCCCAACAUUCUGGAAAAUAAGGAAGCCAUCAACCUUAUCAUGAACGCCAUCAAGGCUGCUGGUUACGAGGGCAAAAUUAAAAUAGGCAUGGACGUUGCUGCAUCUGAAUUCCACAAGGACGGCAAGUACGACUUGGACUUCAAAAAUGAGAAGUCUGACCCAAGCACGUACUUGGAACCUAAAGCCUUGCAAGACUUGUACUUGGGAUGGGUCAAAGAGUUCCCAAUUGUAUCCAUUGAGGAUCCCUUUGACCAAGAUGGCUGGCAGUCCUGGACGGACAUUACUGCAGCUACUCCAAUCCAAAUCGUUGGUGACGAUCUCACCGUAACAAAUCCAGAGAGAAUCAAGACCGCCAUCGAAAAGAAGGCCUGCAACUGCUUGUUGCUCAAGGUCAAUCAGAUCGGCAGUGUGACCGAAUCAAUCCAAGCUCACCUACUUGCCAAGAGCGCUGGCUGGGGCACGAUGGUCUCGCAUCGUUCCGGCGAGACCGAAGACACGUUCAUUGCCGAUCUGGUCGUUGGCCUGUCCACCGGCCAAAUUAAAACUGGCGCACCCUGUCGUUCCGAGCGUCUUGCGAAGUACAACCAAAUUCUUCGCAUCGAGGAGGAGCUGGGAGCUGAAGCCAAGUACGCUGGCGAGAAAUUCCGAAACCCCCAUGCUUAAGCAGUUUUUAUGCUUGGGUCAAUGCUAAGCGAACGACAGGCAGCGAGAAUAACACGUGUCGGCACACCUACUGUACACUCACAUUUAUUUAUAUUAUUAGCUGCAACGCGGUAUUAUAUACCUAUUUAUAUUAUUUUCAAAACAAAGCGUUUGUAAUUUGAUUUUGCAAUGUUUAAUUCGACGCGCGAUACGAGUAGAUGAUCGAGAACUUGAGCGUUUCGCAAGAAAUGCUCAAGCUUACCAUUUAAUCUUGUCAGCGUACUCUCUGUAUCGUUUUAAACAGAUUUUUAUUUUUUAGUUGCCCCUUUUUUAAGAAUUUUCGUGAUACUUCCGAAUCGUCGGAACACAAAGUAUUUAUUAUUAUGAAGAAGAAGAAAAAAUAAAACGUUGAUCCAUCGAAUAGGCAAUGAUAUUCGAGUAAUAAGAAUUGUUGGAAAUAGACAGAUGUAUACCAUAUUUUGCGUAGCAUGAAUUACAGACCGUGUCUGGAAAUGCAUUGUUCCAAACGAAAAUGUAAAUAAGUUGAUAAAAAUUCCAAAUAAAGUAUGAAACUAAAUUAA